This is a messenger RNA of Corylus avellana, 1732 nucleotides long. It is a transcript of the gene NIAP, whose product is annotated as Major facilitator superfamily protein. Gene Ontology annotation, cellular component: membrane. The record is from RefSeq and is a predicted model, not a curated record. NCBI's taxonomy places the organism in Eukaryota, Viridiplantae, Streptophyta, Magnoliopsida, Fagales, Betulaceae. Gene Ontology annotation, biological process: transmembrane transport. Gene Ontology annotation, molecular function: transmembrane transporter activity.
AAAAUGAAAAAUGAAAAGAAAGACCAACAACAGAAACCUCGUCCUUCUCAAAAUCCCAACGAACUCUGAAUCUGAUCAGACGCAACUCUUUUCCAACUUUGGAAACUUAUCCGACAAAUAACAACAGGAGGAAGAAAAAAGAAGAAGAUCCCAGUUUUCUACGAGAUGGGAAAUGAAGGCCCGAGUUACACUGUUGAUGAUGCUCUUGUAGCCCUAGGGUUUGGAAAUUUCCAGAUUCUGGUGCUUGCUUAUGCUGGCAUGGGCUGGGUUUCAGAAGCAAUGGAAAUGAUGCUACUCUCUUUUGUAGGACCAGCAGUUCAGUCUACAUGGGGUCUUUCUUCUAAUGAAGAGAGCCUAAUAACUAGUGUGGUGUUUGCGGGCAUGCUAGUUGGAGCAUAUUCAUGGGGCAUAGUUUCUGAUACGCAUGGAAGGAGGAAAGGAUUCAUCAUUACAGCAACAGUUACUUCAGCAGCGGGCUUUCUGAGUGCUUUUGCUCCUAAUUAUAUAUCACUGAUUAUUCUUCGUUGUUUGGUGGGUAUUGGUCUUGGAGGUGGCCCUGUACUCUCAUCCUGGUUUCUAGAGUUCAUUCCUGCUCCUAGUAGAGGCACCUGGAUGGUUGUUUUUUCAGCAUUUUGGACGCUUGGAACAAUUCUUGAGGCUUCGCUUGCAUGGUUUGUCAUGCCAAGAUUGGGCUGGAGGUGGCUACUUGCAUUGUCUUCUCUCCCGUCAGCACUCCUCCUCCUUUUCUACAGGGUAACACCUGAAUCACCUAGGUACUUAUGCCUAAAGGGUAGAACGAGUGAUGCAAUUAGUGUUUUGGAGAAAAUUGCCAGAAUGAAUGGAACGAAACUCCCUUCUGGCAUUCUUGUAUCUGAUCACCAAAUUGAGCUACGAGAAAAGAGUAUUCCAUCUGAAGAUACACAUUUGCUCUCACCGGGAAGAACUGAAAAUGUAACCCCUAAACAAAUAGAUUCUAAUAUAGCGGGCAUCUCAUCACUGUUGGUGCUUCUUUCACCCAAAUUAAUUAGGUCUACCUUGCUCUUGUGGGUAGUAUUCUUUGGGAAUGCUUUUUCGUAUUAUGGCCUUGUGUUGCUGACAUCUGAGUUGAACAAUGGACGUCGUAGAUGCAUGCAGACAAAUUUGCAGUCAGAGAAGUCCCAGGAUGUGAACUACAGAGAUGUUUUCAUAGCAAGUUUUGCAGAGUUACCUGGGCUCCUCAUAUCAGCUGUUACAGUAGAUAAACUGGGGCGUAAGCUUUCAAUGUCAGCUAUGUUCUUCCUGUGUUGCAUUUUUCUACUUCCAUUGGUAUUCCAUCAGCCUGAGGGUUUAACAACAAGCCUUCUGUUUGGAGCUCGCAUAUGCAUCACGACAACAUUCACAAUUGUAUAUAUAUAUGCUCCAGAGAUAUACCCAACCUCGGUCCGAACAACAGGUGUCGGAGUUGCUAGCUCGAUGGGAAGAAUUGGUGGAAUUAUGUGUCCUCUUGUGGCAGUGGGUUUAGUACAGGGAUGUCAUGAAACAGCAUCCAUUGUUCUUUUUGAGAUUGUAAUUUUCCUUUCAGGGAUCUGUGUAGUGCUCUUUCCGUUUGAAACCAAGGGGCGUGAAUUGAGUGAUAGUGUAUCCAGUUAAAAACAUACUAAUGAAUCAGUAUGAAUUGACCACAGUAAAUGGGGCUCUCCCCCUGUGUUAUACAAUUUUUAUUCAAAUAAGAUGAUAUACAAAAACGAAUUAG